AUUGUCUCUCUUACUGAGCUUGGUACCUUGCUUUGCUUAGAGGAUACAGGGUAGUGCCUGGAGUCCUCGCCUCGUCCCGACGUGCCAUAUUUCUUCCCCUGCUUGAAGUUUGAGCAGCGCAACAAGCCAAGCAACUGAGCAAUCCAUAUCCUUCUUUUGAACGGAAACACAGCGGACUACGACAAAAGUCAGAACAAACUGGUCUGGAGCUGGGCUCUAGUCCGUAUAACGGCUGUGGAUGCAGUAUGGUGUCGGACACGGACCCGUAUCAUGAAGUUCAACGGGAGAUGCAAGGGACGCUUGCAAAUGCUGGGACGCUCCUCUCAAGCUUCCGGCGGAUACAGAGUAUAGGGCAGGCAAAGUCAAACGGGAGAGGGGAAGAGAGUGAAGAGUUGUCGUACGCACGGAGUGAGCUGAAAGCCACCCUGAGCACGUUGGAGGCGGACUUGGAGGAUCUCGAGGAGAGUGUAAGAGUUGUAGAGAAUAGUGGUCCGAAGUCCUUUGGGCUUGAUGAUAGCGAGGUACAGAGACGCCGCCGCUACGUCCGUGAAGUUCGACAAGAACUUGAUAGCAUGCGCGCGGAAGUUGCCUCGUCUGAGGUUGGUUCAAAGCAUUUUGCAUACCGUCUGGGUUGGCUAACUCAAGAGGAACAGAGACUAGGGUCGUCGGGCACACCACGAUAUGCACCAUCCUCACCGACCUCACGACCCAAAGCGACGUUCUCCGAUCCUCUUCAACAACCCAGAGAUAAUGAAGAGGACGACCAGGCGGCUUGGAGCCGAAUGGAACAACAGAUGAUCAUGCAAGAACAAGACAAAACAAUCGAUUCAAUUACAGGAACGGUAGUAACUCUGACGGAACAAGCGGGCCUCAUGGGGACCGAACUCAGAGAGCAUAACGAAUUACUCGGUGAUCUCGAGCAUAACGUCGACCACACGGAAACGAAAUUGAACAAGUCCUUAAGACGUUUACAGCGCUUCGUGCGCGAGACGGAAGAGACAAAGAGUGGCUGGUGUAUUGCCAUCCUGAUUGUCAUUCUUUGUAUAGAGGGCCGAUUCUCGAAUUCGAUGGGAAUAUAUCUUUUGUAUACCAUGUAA
Molecule: messenger RNA, 1097 nt
Organism: Fomitiporia mediterranea MF3/22
Lineage: Eukaryota; Fungi; Basidiomycota; Agaricomycetes; Hymenochaetales; Hymenochaetaceae
Exons: 7
Coding region: 246-1097 (283 amino acids)
Biological process (GO): vesicle fusion; Golgi to vacuole transport; intracellular protein transport
Cellular component (GO): membrane; SNARE complex; endomembrane system
Molecular function (GO): SNAP receptor activity; SNARE binding
Source: RefSeq, a predicted model, not a curated record